Molecule: messenger RNA, 3580 nt
Organism: Didymella exigua CBS 183.55
Lineage: Eukaryota; Fungi; Ascomycota; Dothideomycetes; Pleosporales; Didymellaceae
Product: karyopherin
Exons: 6
Coding region: 380-3295 (971 amino acids)
Biological process (GO): protein import into nucleus
Cellular component (GO): nuclear membrane; cytoplasm
Molecular function (GO): small GTPase binding
Source: RefSeq, a predicted model, not a curated record
GACUUGGCAGGCGUGCUUGGGCGAUUCCAGAGAUGUGUAAAGUCGAGGUGUGAGGGCGUAGCGGUGGGUCGUCGGAGGUGCAGCUACGAGUUCCGCGAACAAUUUGGGAAGGCACAAGUCGACAAGGCUGGCCUUGGCGGGCAGGUGCGCGGGCGCGGGAACCAGUCCGUCACUUUAUGCAACUUCUCAUCAUACCCCGAACAAACACACAAACAAACCUCGCGCUUACUGGCUGCUCACAAUUCACCGCCGACUCAUAUCACCGGGACCUUGAAACCUCACCGGUUCAUGAAGCUCCGUACAUAAUACCCCGCCGCUGUCUCCCCACCACGCUCCUUACUUCCUCUCUCCCCCACCAUCCUCCCGGACAACGCUCGACAUGGCCACAAACGGCGCCCAGCAAGUCUAUGAGCCUGUGCUGGCUGCGCACAACCUUAUGCAAUCGGUAUCAAACCGCGCACAGAAAGAGCAGGCACAUGAGUUCCUGGAAAAGUUUCAAAAGUCGCAAGAGGCAUGGACAACAACGUUGGCCAUGCUAGAGUCGAGUUCGGUGGACGCUGCAGCUAAGCUCUUCGCUGCCACUACCCUGAAGGGCAAGAUCGUAUACGACCUCCACCAGAUAUCACGCGAACAGCUACCACAGCUGCGAGAGUCUAUCAUGAAGAAUCUCAUCGUCUUCCGCGCUGGACCCAAGCCUAUAAGGCUGACGCUCUGUGUUUGUCUAGCGAAUUUGGCGAUACAGAUGACAGAGUGGAAGGACGUCCUCACAGACAUUGUCAGCGCCCUGGGAUCCGACCCAGCCACACUACCCUGCGUCUUGGAUUUCCUCCGCGUUCUCCCUGAGGAAGUCACGCAUGGACGAAAGAUCGCACUCACAGAACACGAAUUGACUAUGAGGACGGCUGAGUUGAUUGAGGACAACGCUGAGCAAGCCCUGAAGCUCCUCGUCGCCUACGCCACAUCGUCACCUGCUGCUUCCAGGAAUCCCCAGCUGCUCUACUGCAUCACAUCAUGGAUGCGCGAAAUACCUCUCGACUCCAUCCUGAACUCUCCGCUUUUGGCCAUCAUUAUUGACGACCUAAACUCCGACGACGACGCAUUUGAGGCCGCCGUAGAAUGUCUGAGUGCUCUUAUUGGGGAGACAAGGGAUGUCGACGAGACUAUGCAGUCCAUCUUGGUUCUAUAUCCCCAAGUGAUCGCUUUGCGAUCCAAGCUUGCACAAGCCGCACAGGAGGAGGACUCAGAGAAGUUCAAGGGUAUCGCCAGGAUAUUCGCCGAGGCUGGAGAGUCAUGGGUUCUGUUGAUUGCACGACUGCCAAAUGACUUCAGGGCUCUGGUUGAAGCUGUACUCGAGACUGCAGCGCUCGACCAGGAGCGAGACGCCAUCGCCCAUACCUUCAAGUUCUGGUACGACCUGAAACAGUACCUGACUAUUGACAAGUAUACCCCAGCGCGUAUGCAGAGCCUGGAUAUCUACUCAAAGCUCAUCGACAUCAUGAUCGGCCAUCUGGAGUACCCUCGACCUGAAGGCGGCGAUGAGAAGGAUCUCUUCGAGGGCGAUCGCGAGCAGGAGGAGAAAUUCAGAGAAUUCCGUCAUCAGAUGGGUGACGUGCUGAAGGAUUGUUGUGAGGUGAUGGGCGUCACAGAAUGUCUCCAGAAGCCAUAUGAUCUCAUUCAGCAAUGGGUGCAGACAUAUGGUGCUCAAGCUGGGCCCAACAGCGUGCCGGAGUGGCAGAAGCUUGAGGCACCGCUGUUUGCUGUGAGAGCGAUGGGUCGCAUGGUACCUCCGGACGAAGAUGUUAUGCUGCCGCGCCUCAUCCCGCUCAUCGUCUCGAUACCCGACCAUAACAAGCUUCGCUUCCAGGCCGUCAUGGCUCUUGGGCGAUACACGGAAUGGACAGCGCAACAUCCGGACACCCUUCAACCUCAACUCGACUAUAUCAUGGCUGCGUUCGAUCACUCUACGAAGGAUGUCAUCCGCGCGGCUGCACUUUCGUUCAAGUUCUUCUGCAACGAUUGUGCAAGCUUGCUGGUUAACUUUGUCGCGCCUCUUCAACAGUUCUACGCCAAGCAUCUCGAUCAGCUGCCAGUGAGCAGUCAAGAGGAGAUUACAGAAGGUGUGGCUUCGGUCGUGGCCAAGGUCCCUGUCGAGCAGAUCUACCCAACACUCAAAACCUAUGUCGACCCUGUCAUGCAGAACUUGGCUGCAAUUGCCAACCAAGCCACGGAUGAGGCGUCGCAGAAGCUUCUUGCAGACAAGAUCAAUCUUGUCACGAUUUUCAUCGAGUUCGUGCAGCCCGAGGUACCAGCAGGGCAGGAGAACCCUGCAGUUAAGUACUGCCAGGAGUUGUUCCCCCUGUUGGGCAAUCUCAUCACACAUUUCAACCAAAGCACCCCAAUCCUGGAACGCGUCUGCCGCUGCUGGCGAUACAUGGUGCUGUCGUACCGAACGGCUAUGCGUCCAUUGCUGCCGGAGCUUGCAACAAGACUGACACAGGGCUUUGACGCGUCAAGGCAAGGCUGCUUCCUUUGGGCCACCGCUGCUAUCGUACGCGAAUUCUCACAGGGCGUGGAGCAAGUGGACACUGGCUUGGCCAAUGACGUAUAUCAGUUCUACGAGCAGCAAGCAAGGACUUUCAUGAAGAUGCUGAGCGAAGUCAUGAAGCCAGACGAGCUCCCUGACUUGAUUGAGGAUUUCUUCCGUCUUGCCUCCGACAUGGCGCUUUACUUCCCCUCCGAAUCCAUCAUGUCGCCUCUCAUGGAGGCUAUCCUCCUCGCUGCCUGCAACGCACUUGCACUACUCAAGGAGGAGCCCAUCAUCGCGACGCUGCACUUCCUCCGUGACCUGCUUGGCUAUGGUCGCAACGCCUCUCCGUCGUCUAGCUUUGAUCGAUCACGACAAGAUGUUCCUCAGCAACUGCAAGACCGGGUUAAGCGGCUGGUCUUGACUGCGGGAGAGGUUCUCGUUCAGCGCAUUAUGACAGGCAUGAUGUACAGCUUCCCAGAGGGCUGCUUCGUCGAUUCAUCUGGUGUUCUCCUUGAUCUUUUCGAGCUCAACCCUGAGCAGGUCGCCUCAUGGGUCGCGAACACCGUAGCUUUGCUGCCGCAGGGUAGCAUCACACCUCAAGAAAGCGAGCGUUUCUUGAACAACAUUCGUCAACGUAUUCAGACUGGCGAUGUCAGGAUGAUUAGGACCAUCCUGCAGGACUUCACAACUAGCUACCGUCGCCGCAAUGUUGCGCCGAGAGAAGGUCUGGGCAGAUUGGAGGCUUCGCGCUUCAGGUUCACUGGUUAGAUGCCAGACACCCCGACGCGAGUUCUCUUCCGAGGAGCAGGGUAUGGACAGGGUAUACAAAUAGCUGUGUGGUAGUUGUACAUCAGUACGGCGGGUUUUGCUUCGACUGUAUCAAAGGCAUUGAGGCAUUAGCAUGAUGGAGCGAUGGAAUAGGAUACUUCUGGGUGACGACAUUUCGAAAGAUGGAUGGGUGGGCUUUUCACAACAGUUCACAUCUUCAUUAGAUAACGCUUCUUAUUUAUCAAUACUUACUUUGGUAAACAAAGCUCUGUUUUUUCAGGUCCC